This is a messenger RNA of Phragmites australis (common reed), 861 nucleotides long. RefSeq lists its product as uncharacterized. The transcript is spliced from 2 exons. Bases 205 to 576 code for a protein of 123 amino acids. The record is from RefSeq and is a predicted model, not a curated record. Lineage: Eukaryota; Viridiplantae; Streptophyta; Magnoliopsida; Poales; Poaceae. Gene Ontology annotation, cellular component: NatC complex.
AUCAAACCCAUCCAAGCAUUCCAUUGUCGUCGUCCUAUUCGCCGCCGAGCUCCCCCUCCAGCCUUGGGGAAGGAACCCUCCCCUCGUCGUCUUCGUCGUCGUCCCCCUCUUCACCUCUUCUGUUAUCAGAUCUGCGUGGAGUGGAGAUCCAGCAGGACUUGGGAUUCAGUUCUUUAGUCGCAGAGGGGAAGAAUUCUUGGCACAAUGGAAGGACCAUCCGGGCCAUCUCAAAUCAUUCCGAACCCCGAAGAUGCUUACUGCAACAGCACUGCUACACCUACGGAUUCCACGGGCAGCAGCUCACCGGCUGUUGCAAAACUCCGGAAGCUGCUCUUCCGGAGAAUGCUGAUCGGUGUGAACGACGGCCGCUACUUCCUCGGGCUGUUCCACUGCAUCGACAAGCAAGGGAACAUAAUCCUUCAGGACGCAGUGGAGUACCGAAGCGCCGGCGGCUUUUCGCCUCCGGCGGAGCAGCGGUGCCUGGGGCUCAUCCUGAUUCCAGCCGCUUGCCGUUCAUCUUGCCAGGCUGAUUGCUCUAUUGAAGAGAAGAUGUCUCUCCUGUGCUUGGAUAAGUGAUUGCUGCUUCUGAAGUUGCUCUGCCUUCCCAAGCUACAUAGCUUUGAUGAACGCAUGUAAACCUUCUUAGUUCUUGCUGUGACUCGAUUUGCAAUCAAUUUUGUCAUGGGAGAGGCCUUGCAUGAUAAUGUUAUAUUAGCUGAUAUUAUUUAGGAAAACUGGUGUUCGUCUUCAUUUAAAUAGAAUUGAACUGAUACAUUGUAUCAGGCCAAUUUCUUCAAUCAAUGAUGUUGUAAUUGAACUUGGAGCUUGAUUGGAAUUGAUUUACUACAGAUUUUCUUCCCA